Microtus ochrogaster (prairie vole) is the source of this 1661-nucleotide messenger RNA. Its product is annotated as protein NYNRIN-like. Bases 747 to 1640 code for a protein of 297 amino acids. The record is from RefSeq and is a predicted model, not a curated record. NCBI's taxonomy places the organism in Eukaryota, Metazoa, Chordata, Mammalia, Rodentia, Cricetidae. The transcript has 2 exons.
GUCCUCAUAGCAUUACUUGCAAAAGAAUCUUGAGCUGAGAAAAGUCACAGUGAUUGAAAUGUCUAAACCCAACAGCUAGCGACAGCCAGGCAGCAUAUACAGUGGUCACUUCCACUAACACAGUUGAAGCCAAUGGGAGCCUCCUCACAAAAGGCCGAAUUAAUUGCCUUGACUAGGCACUCCAAAUAGCCAAGGGCCAACGUGCUAAUAUCCACACUGACUCUAAAUAUGCCUUUUUAAUAGCCCAUGCCCAUUCUGCACUCUGGAAGGAAAGUGGCUUCCUUACUACCAGAGGCACUCCCAUAGUUAACAGACCCCUUAUAGUCAACCUCUUGGAGGCCCUCCAGCUCCCUGCAGAAGUAGCCAUUAUUCCCUGUCAGGAACACCAAUCCUCCAAGGACCCAGCGGCCUUAGGCAAUGCCAAGGCUGACUCAGUGGCCCGGGGGCUGGCCUCCAUCUCCUCUGAUUCCACAGAACAUAUUUUGUUCUUGACUUCCUCCUAUCAACCCCAUUACCAACCAAAAGAGAGGGUCGAGCUCAUAAAAAAGGGGGCCUACAAAAACAAAGGAUGGAUGGUUCUGUUUAAAUAACCAUCUCAUCCUUCCUCAUGACCAGGCAUUGUCAAUCAUUUCAGACAUCCACCAGACCUUACACAUAGGCCCCAAAGCUUUGCUCCUCUUAUUUGAGCCCUUCUUUGACCCACCCAUAUCCGAGAUCGUAUUUUACAGGAUCACUCCUCAUGCCAGAUGUGUGCCCAUGCCAAUCCACAGGGGGCUCUUCACAUACGUCAGUCUCUACAUCAGCUUUGUAGGGCAAAGAUUGGCAGGUUGAUUUCACCCAUAUGCCUUCUCAUAAAAAAAAAACUCCAUUAUCUCUUAACACUUGUGGACACUUCUACAGGAUGGAUAGAAGCAUUUCCAGCUUCCAGGGAAACGGCAGAUGUGGUGGCUCAGAUACUCCUGGACCAUGUCAUUCCUCGGUUUGGCAUCCCACCGACCAUCCAGAUGGACAAUGGGCCAGCCUUCACUUCCAGGGUCAUGGAGCUUGUGUCAGAAGCUCUCAACGUCUCCUGGAAAUUCCACAUCCCCUACUAUCCACAACCCUCUGGAAAGGUGGAGAGGCCCAAUGGACUCAUCAAACAACAGCUAAUCAAGCUCUCCAUUGAACUCAGGUUAUCUUGGCCCUCCCUUCCCCCCAUUGCCCUUACUUGCCUCAGGGCCACCCCACAUUCCCCUACGUGUCUGAGCCCUUUCAAGCUCCUUUAUGGCAGACCCUUUUUCCUCAACCAUCACCUCCCAGCCCAUACUCCUCCACUAGUGGGGUAUCUACCCUACCUCUCCCUUCUGAGGUCCCUUCUUCAUUCACAUGCUGACAGUUGUCUCUCUGUCCCCACACCAGUGGACACUAAUGCCCCUAAACCUGCCCUGCUCUCCACAGGGGAUGAAGUAUUCCUCAAACAGCUAACUCCUAGGUUUCUUGAACCUCGAUGGACAGGACCUCACACGGUGAUUUUAAGGAGUUGGAACCCACUCCCACCCCUCAGAGUUAGUACAGGACACCCGCAGACACCAAGUUCUCAGCACAAAGGACAUUUAUUACCUGGAGUGGCAAGCUGGGCAUGGACACUGCCUCUGGAUUGACCAGACAGCAUGAAGCAGUAG